GGGAAAAUGCGUUUGCGGCUGCCGGGCCGGGGCUCGGGCUUUCCCACGGCGGAGUCUCCGGGAGCCCAGGCCCUCGGGGCGCCGCCAUGUCCGAGGCUUAUUUCCGGGUGGAGUCGGGCGCGCUGGGCCCCGAGGAGAACUUUCUAUCCUUAGACGACAUCCUCAUGUCCCAGGAGAAGCUGCCGGUGCUGACGGAGACGCCGCUGCCGCGCCUGGGCGCCUUCCUCCGGGAUCGGGCCGCCGAGCCGGAGCGCGCGCUGCCGCAGGGCUCAAAGCUUGAAAUUCCCUUGUGGCUGGCGAAAGGACUUUUUGACAACAAGCGUCGCAUCCUUUCUGUGGAGCUUCCCAAGAUCUACCAAGAAGGCUGGAGGACUGUGUUCAGUGCAGAUGCCAACGUGGUGGACCUGCACAAGCUGGGGCCCCAUUUCUACGCAUUCGGCUCGCAGCUCCUCCACUUUGACAGUGCGGAGAACCCAGACAUUUCCCAGUCGCUGCUGCAGACUUUCAUUGGACGUUUCCGCCGCAUCAUGGACUCCUCACAGAAUGCCUACAAUGAAGAUACUUCAGCACUGGUGGCCAGGCUGGAUGAGAUGGAAAGGGGCUUAUUUCAAACAGGACAGAAAGGACUGAAUGACUUUCAGUGUUGGGAAAAGGGUCAAGCUUCUCAGAUCACAGUUUCCAACCUUGUUCAGAAUUACAAGAAGAGAAAAUUCACUGACAUGGAUGACUGAAAGCCUAAAGAACACAGAAUUGCUCUUAGGGGACUUAUCCCUUGGUGUCCUUGGUAAGACCCAGAUGACCUUGAGAUCAAAUCAUGUCCCAUUUUAUAUUUUUUAACCUGCAUCAGUCUCCAGAGUUGCGACUGUCGAUAAGAAGGGGAUGGUCUGAAGGGUGUCUUGACCCUGUAAGUCUUCCUGGACUUUUUCUACCACUGCCUAGGCCUUUGGACCCUAGAGAAAUCAGUCCGUCCUAAAUAAUCCAAAUGAGUUGGAGCUGGGCUUCCAGUGUCUGGGAGUAGAAACAGCCUCAGAUGUCCACUUUCACUGGCUACAGCAGACAUACAAAGUGGGUCACUUUCGCCUAUUCAUAAAAUGUUCUUUUGAGCUUGUUCAUCUUCCUUGUGGUUGAACAAAGGAUAGCAUCUCUGGCCUGCUGUACUGCCUUGAAAAUACUUCCUGUAGCCUGCCAGUGGGGAGUUACCCCAGUUUCCAAAACAGUCACCAAGAUGAAGGAGGAAAAGGGAAAGAGAGAUGAAUGGCAUGGCAGGAAAGAGAAAAUGUUGGUUCCAGACCCUGGAGUCAAAUUGCUGCAGCCCAGGGGGCCCUUGUGAAAGAGCUCCUGCUGUCUCCAGGAUCUCGGGGGCACCACACACUCCAUUCCCUGACUAGAAGGGCUGCCAGGCCAUCAUUUGGAAUUGCAAAAUAGUUUAUUAAAGGCUGUUAACUAGCCUGUAUUACAUCUAAAAUCAGGACUGGAGAGUUGUGGGUUAUAAAGAAGUGUGGCAGAAAUUAAGUGGGCAAGUCACGAGGCCUUGAUUGUAUAUUUUCCGUGCAGAAAGUUCCACAUUAUUGCUGCGUAGAGGACCCUGCCCAUUUACUAGGAAUCUCUUUAAGCCAAACCAAAUGCUUCCCUGGAGGGCCACAGAAAACCUGGCUGAGAAACAGGAUUUCCUGGGACCCAUUAGACCGUGGGCCCUUUCUCUAUACUACAGUCCCCUCUUCUCAUAGCUACAACUAGCAGAGAUUGCUUUUGUUUCUGGAAAUCCUACAAGGAUGUAGAUAUCUAGAUUAUGCAGAUGUAAGCUUAGAAUGACAGAAAUAUGUUUAAAAUGCCUGUUUUAGGAUAAAGUUGUUUUAUGACUUAAUUUUAGGGCUGGAUGAUCAGCUUUUCCUACAAAUUCAUUCUAUGCAAGUACUGUUUCUGUAGCUCCAGAACUGCAGGUGCUCUGCCAACCAAAAAGGUUGUCUUUGAUCCUAUAAUAUACCCAAUACAGUAAUACCCAAAUAAAUCCUCCUUUUAAUAACU
Perognathus longimembris pacificus (Pacific pocket mouse) is the source of this 2025-nucleotide messenger RNA. It is a transcript of the gene Gins3, whose product is annotated as GINS complex subunit 3. The transcript has 3 exons. Gene Ontology annotation, cellular component: GINS complex. Bases 87 to 731 code for a protein of 214 amino acids. The record is from RefSeq and is a predicted model, not a curated record. Lineage: Eukaryota; Metazoa; Chordata; Mammalia; Rodentia; Heteromyidae. Gene Ontology annotation, biological process: mitotic DNA replication initiation.